AUGUCUCCCGACCAACCCUCCGUCCAGCCCUCCGUCGCCCUCGGCGACAUCCUAGGCUCCAACCGCGGCCUAACAUCGUUCUCAUCCUUCGCGCGCAUGCAGCCCUCCACCGAUACACGACUCAGCGAUCUAUCAACGAAUACCACUGUUCUUGCGCCGCUGAACUCAGCUGUUGAUGCGCUCCCGCGCAAACCGUGGGAACAACCCGCUGAUUAUAACACUUUUGGCGCUGAUGCGUAUGAGGGUGAUGGGGGGCAAGAUAGGGCGAGGGAGAAUAUGAGACGGUUUGUGGAGGCGCAUCUUGUGCCUGUCAGCCCGUGGGAGAAGGGGGAGAAGAGUAAGACGCUGGGGGGGAAGGAGGUUUGGUGGGAGGUUAAGGAGGGACGGAGGGUUAUUAUGCCUGAUGAGGUUGAGGUUGAGAAGGUUGCUAGUCAGGUUGGGAAUGGAGAACUGUGGAUUCUGAAAGGAGUUUUGAACUACGCCUAG
Messenger RNA from Fusarium musae, 486 nucleotides. RefSeq lists its product as uncharacterized. Lineage: Eukaryota; Fungi; Ascomycota; Sordariomycetes; Hypocreales; Nectriaceae. Bases 1 to 486 code for a protein of 161 amino acids. The record is from RefSeq and is a predicted model, not a curated record. The transcript is spliced from 2 exons.